GCAAAGGCGAUGAGUUGGGUAACUUUAACUUAGGAUCAACGGUCGUGCUUUUCUUUGAGGCACCAAGUGAGUUUGAGCUGACUUGUUCGGAAGGUGUAGUCCGAUUAGGAGAGUCUUUAGGCGAGGUUCGAGUAUUACCAGCUGGAAGUAGAUAA
This is a messenger RNA of Nematocida homosporus, 155 nucleotides long. RefSeq lists its product as uncharacterized. Gene Ontology annotation, biological process: phospholipid biosynthetic process. The transcript has a single exon. Gene Ontology annotation, molecular function: phosphatidylserine decarboxylase activity. The record is from RefSeq and is a predicted model, not a curated record. Lineage: Eukaryota; Fungi; Microsporidia. The annotation marks the transcript as partial.